GUCUUGCACAAUAUAUACGUAUGAUCUGCAACUGACAAUGAGACACGGGAGAUUGUUAGUUAACAUACGGUAACGAUUCUACGGGGGAGUCGUGAUAUUCCAUGGAAAGUCUGAAUGCUCCUCCGAAGGAACUUGGACGUGUUAUCAUUGUUACCAUUGUCUUUUAUCGUGAUAGAUAAUGUGCGACACCCGAAAGGUUGAGAACCUCUCAUUUUUGAAACGUACUGCGAACAGAUAAAUAAUGACCGAGUACUUCGACUUACCGAUUAACAUGGACAGAAUAUGCAGGAUCUGCCUUACGGAGAGUGCGAACUUGUCAUCUAUUUUUUGUACAAACCAACAAGUAAACGAUUAUUCUAGUCUCUCGCAAAAGAUACAAGUCUGCGGGUCUGUAGAGAUCCACGAGCAAGACGGAUUGCCUUCACUGAUCUGCGACGUUUGCGUUUACAAGGCGACGGUCGCUUAUGAAUUCAGACAACAGUGUCAACAUUCCGAUGCGAAACUGCGAAUGUACUUCAAUAAACCAGCCAAAACUGAGAUCGUGGUAAAUGACGAACCCGUUCCGAGUAAACGGAUCGAUAUUAAACGGAUUGAAAUAUUUCAGGACACGUGUACGCAGACAGAGUCGAAGUUGAGUACACUGUUACCGAAAAAGCAGAUCAGUCAGGAGGACUAUUUUGUUAAAGAAGAGAUGCGAGUAGUCUCGAAUCCUCAGGAGUUCAUUCAGAACAAUGACGCGUAUUGCAGAGACGAAUCUGGUCUGAACGCCAGCCAGAUUGACAUCCAAGAUAAGCUUUUUAUCUGUUCGUUGCGAUUCGAGGGAGCUAAAGAGAUAGAGAAGGAACCUUGCACCUCUGAGAGCAAUCUACACGAAGCGGCUCUGACCCAAGAAAGCAAUAACGAUAUCCCUGAGACUAUGAACAUAGAGAAGCUCGACGAGAGUCAGGAGAUUUGUCCGAACUCCGAGGAGGACGAGAAGAAACAGGACGAGUUCUUCAACGAGAACAUGUUGAACGUAAAUAUGAAAGAGGACGAGAUAACGCAGAAGCGUACGUCCAGCAGGAAAGUAAAAUCAGUGCCUAAUAAAACUUACAGCGAGGACGAGGUCGACGAUAAUUAUUACGAGUCUAGUAACGACGGUCAGGACCCUUUAGAAUCGAAAUUCAAAUGCGACGUGUGCUCCAAGUGUUAUAACACACAACGGGGCUUGAAGAAACAUUCCCUCGUGCACGACAGGAAGCACAAGUGCAACGUUUGCUCGAAGACGUUCUACAAACUGGAGAACAUGGAGAACCAUAAAAGGGUGCACGCGGCGAAGCCGCUCGCCUGCCAAUUGUGCCACGCGUGCUUCUCGAAGCCACAGAGGCUCGUGAAACAUUUGAAAUCUCACACGGAAAAGGUGAACGACAUGAUUAAACAAAUCAGCACGGACGAGCAGAAGGACAACGGUAAGGAGGAGAAGAAGGAGAUGAAACUCGAGGACGACACGGACGACGAGAGCAACACCGUGAACGAGGUCUACGAUUUCGAGAACGCACCUGAACUGUACAAAUGCGAGAUAUGCAGUCAAUAUUGUUCGUCGUUGAAGAACUUGAAGCGGCACACUCUGGUCCACGGUGAUAAAAAGUAUUCCUGCACCGUCUGUAAGAAAUGGUUUUUCAGGCCCGACACGUUGAAGAAACACGCGGAGAAGCACGGCCACGGGUUGUUGGACAAUUUAGUGGACGAUAACAAGUUCUUCGACUCGGACGACGAUUCCUUCCCGAACACGGCGCAGAAUUUACAAGAAAGCGAGAGCGUUAAAAAGGAGGAGAGCGACGAGGACGGUUCCGGUGAGUACAAAUGCCAGCACUGCGACAAGAUCAUGGCUACGAAAAAAGGCCUCAGGCGGCACGUGUCGAUGCACAAGCCGAAGGCCGAGCCGGUGACCUGCGAGAUAUGCGGCAAAGUGUGCGCCAGCCAGGCUCGACUGGUUCUCCAUCAAAGGACGCACAAACCGAAAGAGAAGGUGCCGCGGGAGUACCUGUGCCACAUUUGCAGCAAAGUGUAUCCUAGCAAUUCCUCUCUGACGUAUCACAUGAGAACUCAUACGGGGAUCAAACCGCACGUCUGCAAGACCUGCAACAGCGGGUUCACCACGACCACGAGUCUGGCGAAUCACAUCAGGAUUCACACAGGCGACAAACCGUUCGUCUGCCACGUCUGCAGCGCGGCGUUCGCCGUCAGCUCGGCGUUCAGACGGCACUUGACCAGACACACCGGUGAAGCGAACUACUUGUGCAAAACGUGUGGCAAGGCGUUCAAAAGACUGAGUACUUUGAAGGAGCACACUUACACUCAUUCCGGCGAGAAACCGUACGUGUGUAAAACCUGCGGAGCCGCGUACAGCCACAGCGGUAGUCUGUUCGCGCAUCAAAAACGCUGCAGGGCUCAGUACGGCGAGAUGGUCGUCGACGAACACCACCACACCGUCACUCAUCAUAUUCAUGUAAAUAAUGUGCAAUCUGCCGUUAGAUCACUCGCUGUGAUUGGACAAAUGUUUUAAAACGACAGGAUUUCGCUUGACGCACUAUUAUCAAAUAUAUAGAGACAAUACCAGUGCCGAUUCAUGGAACGUGUAACGUUAACUGUAGAAAACGUAUAAUUGUGUAAAUACAUGGGCAGCUCUUUUUUUUACAGAAGAAUGUUCGUUUACGUGCUCAUUAUACUUGAUUAUUAUACGUUUCAAUGACUUGCACAGCGGUUGAUCGAGUUAGAAUUCGUGUUAAGGUAUAAAACUUGUCUUCAACAACUUUAUUUAAAAAAGUACAGAUACGAAAUUCGCCUUAUACCUUCGGACGUUCAUAACGACGAUUUACGUUCGUGUCGCCUUCGAAGGAUCUUGUAACGACGCCAAAUGGACGCUCGGGUUCGUUUCAGAACUUUCGCCAGGUCCGCGUACUUUCGUUUCUCAUCCAAAUGCGGAUUAUGCUCCAGAUGGUCCAGGAUCAUCCUAUCCUCGUCCGGAUGAAACCUACAGACAUAGGAAUAAGCAUUAUAUCGAUUGAGAUCAGCAGAAUAAAUUUAUUUAAACUUGCA
Ceratina calcarata is the source of this 3078-nucleotide messenger RNA. RefSeq names its product zinc finger protein 260. Gene Ontology annotation, molecular function: DNA-binding transcription factor activity, RNA polymerase II-specific; RNA polymerase II cis-regulatory region sequence-specific DNA binding; zinc ion binding. Gene Ontology annotation, biological process: regulation of transcription by RNA polymerase II. Bases 242 to 2545 code for a protein of 767 amino acids. The transcript is spliced from 2 exons. The record is from RefSeq and is a predicted model, not a curated record. NCBI's taxonomy places the organism in Eukaryota, Metazoa, Arthropoda, Insecta, Hymenoptera, Apidae. Gene Ontology annotation, cellular component: nucleus.